CAGCCGCCGCCGCCGCUCGCCCUGCCUCCUCCUCCGCCGCCGCGCCUCCUCCCUCACUCGCCGGCGCGCUCGCCUCCUCGCUAGAUGGUGUGCGAGCCGCCCAAGAAUUAGACACACUCCGGACGCGGCCAAAAGCAACCGAGAGGAGGUGUAGUGUGGUGCCAGGGGGAGGGAGGGGAGGGAGGGAGGGAAAGCGAAGAGGAGGAGGAGGGGAGACAAAAACACCGAAAAACAAAAAGAGAGAAACAACACCCAACAACUAGGAGGGGGGGAAGAAAGAAAGAAACCCACCCACCCACCAGAAAAAAAAAAAAAAAAAAAAAUCCUGUGGCGCGCCGCCUGGUUCCCGGGAAGACUCGCCAGCACCAGGGGGUGGGGGAGUGCGAGCUGAAAGCUGCUGGAGAGUGAGCAGCCCUAGCAGGGAUGGACAUGAUGCUGUUGGUGCAGGGUGCUUGUUGCUCGAACCAGUGGCUGGCGGCGGUGCUCCUCAGCCUGUGCUGCCUGCUACCCUCCUGCCUCCCGGCUGGACAGAGUGUGGACUUCCCCUGGGCCGCCGUGGACAACAUGAUGGUCAGAAAAGGGGACACGGCAGUGCUUAGGUGUUAUUUGGAAGAUGGAGCUUCAAAGGGUGCCUGGCUGAACAGGUCAAGUAUUAUUUUUGCGGGAAAUGAUAAGUGGUCAGUGGAUCCUCGAGUUUCAAUUUCAACAUUGAAUAAAAGGGACUACAGCCUCCAGAUACAGAAUGUAGAUGUGACAGAUGAUGGCCCAUACACGUGUUCUGUUCAGACUCAACAUACACCCAGAACAAUGCAGGUGCAUCUAACUGUGCAAGUUCCUCCUAAGAUAUAUGACAUCUCAAACGAUAUGACCAUCAAUGAAGGAACCAACGUCACCCUUACUUGUUUGGCCACUGGGAAACCAGAGCCUUCCAUUUCUUGGCGACACAUCUCCCCAUCAGCAAAACCAUUUGAAAAUGGUCAGUAUUUGGACAUUUAUGGAAUUACAAGGGACCAGGCUGGGGAAUAUGAAUGCAGUGCGGAAAAUGAUGUGUCAUUCCCAGAUGUGAAGAAAGUGAAAGUUGUUGUCAACUUUGCUCCUACUAUUCAGGAAAUUAAAUCUGGCACCGUGACCCCCGGACGCAGUGGCUUGAUAAGAUGCGAAGGUGCAGGUGUGCCGCCCCCGGCCUUUGAAUGGUACAAAGGAGAGAAGAAGCUCUUCAAUGGCCAACAAGGAAUUAUUAUUCAAAAUUUUAGCACAAGAUCCAUUCUCACUGUUACCAAUGUGACACAGGAGCACUUCGGCAACUAUACUUGUGUGGCUGCCAACAAGCUAGGCACAACCAAUGCGAGCCUGCCUCUUAACCAAAUUAUUGAACCUACUACCUCUAGUCCUGUCACAAGUCCAGCUCCAAGUACAGCCCAGUAUGGAAUUACCGGGAGCGCUGAUGUGCUUUUCUCCUGCUGGUACCUUGUGUUGACACUGUCCUCUUUCACCAGCAUAUUCUACCUGAAGAAUGCCAUUCUACAAUAAAUUUAAAGACCCAUAAAAGGCUUUUAAGGAUUCUCUGAAAGUGCUGAUGGCUGGAUCCAAUCUGGUACAGUUUGUUAAAAGCAGCGUGGGAUAUAAUCAGCAGUGCUUACAUGGGGAUGAUCGCCUUCUGUAGAAUUGCUCAUUAUGUAAAUACUUUAAUUCUACUCUUUUUUGAUUAGCUACGUUACCUUGUGAAGCAGUACACAUUGUCCUUUUUUUAAGACGUGAAAGCUCUGAAAUUACUUUUAGAGGAUAUUAAUUGUGAUUUCAUGUUUGUAAUCUACAACUUUUCAAAAGCAUUCAGUCAUGGUCUGCUAGGCUGCAGGCUGUAGUUUACAAAAAUGAAUAUUGCAGUGAAUAUGUGAUUCUUUAAGGCUGCAAUACAAGCAUUCAGUUCCCUGUUUCAAUAAGAGUCAAUCCACAUUUACAAAGAUGCAUUUUUUUUCUUUUUUGAUAAAAAAGCAAAUAAUAUUGCCUUCAGACUAUUUCUUCAAAAUAUAACACAUAUCUAGAUUUUUCUGCUCGCAUGAUAUUCAGGUUUCAGGAAUGAGCCUUGUAAUAUAACUGGCUGUGCAGCUCUGCUUCUCUUUCCUGUAAGUUCAGCAUGGGUGUGCCUUCAUCAAAUAAUAUUUUCCUCUUUGUCUCCAACUAAUAUAAAAUGUUUUGCUAAAUCUUACAAAUUGAAAGCAAAAAUAAACCAGAAUGAUAAAGUUAAACCAUAUACUAUCUCUAAGUAAUGAAGGAGCUAUUGGAAUGUAAAAAUCUUUUCCUGAACUGACAGUGAGGCUUGAGAAUUUUGCCCCACACUAACUCAGUUCUUGUGAUGAGAAACAAUUUAAUAACAGUAUAGUAAAUAUACCAUGUGAUUUCUUUAGUUGUAGCUAAAUGUUGGACCAACUGUAGGAAAUCAUUUCCUUUAAAAUGACAGCACAGUCCACUCAAGGGAUUGCCUAGCAAUACAGCAUCUUUUCCUUUCACUAUUGCAAGCCAAAAAUUUUAAGAUGAUUUGUCAGAAAGGGCACAAAGUCCUAUCACCUAAUAUUACAUGAGUUGGUAAGCGCUUAUCAUUCAUUUUGUUUUGUGGCCAGUAAGUUAGUAUGACAGAGGCAGUGCUCCUGUGGACAGGAGCAUUUUGCAUAUUUUCCACGCGAAAAUAACACUCAAUUGAUGGUCUGGAAUGCACGUUAUAUAUUUUAAAAGUUCCAAAAUAUGUUAUAACAAACAUUCUAUAUUGGUAUAUAGCAGAUCAAUCUCUAAAAUAGCCAAUUCUUCAAUAAAAUCUUUCUAUAUGGCCGUUUCAGCUCAAACAAGUAAAACCAAAAAGAGACCAUCCUUUAUUUUUUCUUGAUAUAUGUAAGAUGUGAUCAAAUAAAGACAAGACACCUGUGAUAAGAUUAUCUUAGGAUAUACUAAUUAUCAAGUUAUUGUGAAUGUUAAUUGUUUCUACUAUAAAAAAUGAAAACUACAUUUUGGAAGGAAAAUGUUGUUACUCUAGGUAUUACAUUACAGGAAUAGUUUGAUGGUUUCACUCUUUACUAAAGAAAGACCAUCAUCUUGAAAGCCAUUUUACAGGUUUGAUGAAGUUACCAAUUUCACUACACCUAGAUUUCUACAAAUAGUCCCCUUUUACAAGUCUUAACGACAAAGAUCCUACAAUAAAAUUAGAUAUAAUAAAUUUUACGGUGCUUAUACAUAUUUGAGGUAUCUAGUCAGUUGCCCUGGAGGGAUGGCUUAAAACCUGUGAUUUAUUUUUUCUUCAAGUAAAACUUAGUCCCAAAAUAUACCAUAAAUCAAUUUUAAUUAGAAAAAUGAAUCUUAAAUGAAGGGACAUAAAUAUACACUCUUUCCAUAAAAUGGCAAUAAGGCAUAAAGCUAUUAAAUCUACUAACUGUAAUAAAUGGAUGACAUUAUUUUGACUGAUAUAUUUAAGAGUUUUUAGAACAAAUAUGACACUUAACUUUAUUAUUUAUUUGCUUUAAAAAUAUUUUUUGUGGAAUUGGAGAAUAAACUACAAAAUAUUAUUUUGUAUUGCAGCUUUAAAGUAGCACACUCCAUAAUAAUCUACUUCCUAGAAAUAGUGGUGCUACCACAAAAGUGUUAACCAUCAGUACCAUUGUUUGGGAGAAAGAAACAGAUCAAGAAUGCAUAUUAUUCAGUGAUCGCUUUCCUAGAGUUAAAAUACCUCCUCUUUGUAAGGUUUGUAGGUAAAUUGAGGUAUAAACUAUGGAUGAACCAAAUAAUUAGUUCAAAGUGUUGUCAUGAUUCCGAAUUUGUGGAGUCUGGUGUUUUUACCAUAGAAUGUGACAGAAGUACGGUCAUAGCUCAGUAGCUAUAUGUAUUUGCCUUUAUGUUAGAAGAGACUUUCUUGAGUGACAUUUUUAAAUAGAGGAGGUAUUCACUAUGUUUUUCUGUAUCACAGCAGCAUUCCUAGUCCUUAGGCCCCCGGACAGAGUGAAAUCAUGAGUAUUUAUGAGUUCAAUAUUGUCAAAUAAGGCUACAGUAUUUGCUUUUUUGUGUGAAUGUAUUGCAUAUAAUGUUCAAGUAGAUGAUUUUACAUUUAUGGACAUAUAAAAUGUCUGAUUACUCCAUUUUAUCAGUCCUGACUGUACAAGAUUGUUGCAAUUUCAGAAUAGCAGUUUUAUAAAUUGAUUUAUCUUUUAAUCUAUAAUAAUUUUUUGUGAGCUAUUCGUUUCAGGAUUAUAUUUUCUACAAGUUCCAUUUGUGGGACUCCUUUUGUUGCCCCUAUUUUUUUUUAAAGAAGAAAGAAAGAAAAAUAAGUAGCAGCUGAAAAAUGAAAAUGGAGAGAGAAAAAGAAUGAAGAGGAAAGGAAAUAAAGACAGAAAAAAGGAAGGAUGGAAGGACUGAAGGAAGGAAGGAAGGGAGGAAUGGGAGAAGGAAGAGAGAAAGAAAGGAUGAGAGGGAAGGUAGAAUCCGAAUAUUAGGGUAGUUAACUUACACAUUUGCAUUCUUAGUUUAACUGCAAGUGGUGUAAUUAUGUUUUACAAUGAUCUCAUUCGAAACGUAAGUCCUAUUACACCAUCAAAUUCCUAUUAUGCAGCAAUUAUAUCAUCAAAAGUACUGCCCAAGUUAUAGUAAUGUGGGUGUUUUUGAGACACCAAAGAUUUGAGAGAGAGAAUUUUAAACUUAAAGCCACUUUUGGGGGGUUUAUAACUUAACUGAAAAAUUAAUGCUUCAUCAUAACAUUUAAGCUAUAUCUAGAAAGUAGACUGGAGAACUGAGAAAAUUACCCAGAUAAUUCAGGGCAAAUAAUAUAUAUAUAUAUAUAUAAAUACCCCUAUGUUUGAAGUCAGAAAACUCUGAAAAACGGAAUUAUCAAAGUCAAUCAUCUAUAAUGAUCAAAUUUACUGAAAAAUUGUUAAUUUAUCCAUUGUGCUUAGCUUUGUAACACAGCCAAAAGUUAACUAUUUAAUCUUUUCAAUAAAAAUUGUUUUUUGAAAUCCAGAAAUGAUUUAAAAAGAGGUCAGGUUUUUAACUAUUUAUUGAAGUAUGUGGAUGUACAGUAUUUCAAUAGAUAUGAAUAUGAAUAAAUGGUAUGCCUUAAGAUUCUUUGAAUAUGUAUUUACUUUAAAGACUGGAAAAGGCUCUUCCUGUCUUUUAGUAAAACAUCCAUAUUUCAUAACCUGAUGUAAAAUAUGUUGUACUGUUUCCAAUAGGUGAAUAUAAACUCGGUUUAUCAAUUAAAAUAUGUAUUUGACUCA
This is a messenger RNA of Sapajus apella (tufted capuchin), 5249 nucleotides long. It is a transcript of the gene NEGR1, whose product is annotated as neuronal growth regulator 1. Lineage: Eukaryota; Metazoa; Chordata; Mammalia; Primates; Cebidae. The coding region runs from base 424 to 1530 and encodes 368 amino acids. Gene Ontology annotation, cellular component: neuron projection. The transcript is spliced from 8 exons. The record is from RefSeq and is a predicted model, not a curated record.